AGCUAGGUGAGCCAAAACCCAAAAAUUGGGUUCUCCUCAAAAUUUUGUUCUCUCCUCUCCGAAAAAUGGUUCUUCCUUUCUAAUUUGCCAAAGCCCACUUCUCUCAUUCUUCAUCCUUCAUUCGCAUCUUUCGGUAGAUUCGAGCCAACGUUCAAAAUUUUGCAAUUACUCACCAGUCACCUCCUUAUGAACAGAUUAAUGAAAACUCUCCCUAAUCAUGAUCAUAACUAAACCCAUAUAUAAAUAAAAAAGAAUAAAGAAGCUUGAUGCUUUUCAAUUUGUCCCUAAAUUGCAAUUUACAGAGGCAGACAAACAUGUCCGAGAAUAUUGACUUCAACAACCCCUCGCUUUCCUUCUCUCUCUGCUUUUUCUGAUAGGUAUGGGGAGUUUUGACAUCCGGGAAAUAUCAUGGUGCAGUGCCUAGACGGAUUAAAGCAUUUGUGUGCUGGUCUGGUAAAUUGUUGUGAUUCUGAUUCAUCAAAGCAACCCAGAGGCUUAGAAAAUCCAGAAGUUCUUGCAAGAGAGACAGUGUUUAGUGUAAGUGAGAUAGAAGCACUUUAUGAACUGUUCAAGAAGAUCAGCAGUGCGGUGAUUGAUGAUGGAUUAAUUAAUAAGGAAGAAUUUCAGUUGGCACUAUUUAAGACAAACAAGAAGGAGAGCUUGUUUGCAGAUAGGGUGUUUGACUUGUUUGACACCAAGCACAAUGGGAUACUUGAUUUUGACGAGUUUGCACGAGCUCUCUCUGUCUUUCAUCCCAAUGCUCCAAUUGAUGAUAAAAUUGAGUUUUCAUUUCAAUUGUAUGAUCUCAAACAGCAAGGAUUUAUUGAGAGACAAGAGGUAAAACAAAUGGUGGUGGCCACUCUUGCUGAAUCUGGUAUGAAUCUCUCGGAUGAUGUGAUUGAAAGUAUCAUUGACAAGACAUUCGAGGAAGCUGACACAAAACAUGAUGGGAAGAUUGACAAGGAAGAAUGGCGAAACCUUGUAUUGCGGCAUCCAUCUCUUCUGAAAAAUAUGACUCUUCAGUACCUUAAAGACAUCACCACCACAUUUCCCAGUUUUGUGUUUCACUCUCAAGUCGAUGACACUUGAGGCAACUAUAUCCAUGCCAGUAUCAGUGGGGUUGACUGGGAAUGGCUUUGCUUCGAUUUGGUGCUCUGAAGGAUUAUUUGGAAGCGUAUGGAUUGAUUUGGAGGUUGUUUAUAUUUCCAUUAUGAGUAGAAAGAAAGAACCUUAGAUUGAACAAAUGGGUUUGCUUAAUUAUUUGUUUCAAUUGAGAAUAAAAGGGGAACAGAAUAGAACAUUAAGGUGUUUAAAGCAGCACCUUGGAAUUUUGGUGAGAAAUAUGUUGCCAUUAAGUGGUGUGCAAAGGCUCCAGAAGACUAUGAAGAUGUGUUUAAACAGACGCAUAUGGACAUGCAACAUGCAACAUGCAACAUGCCCAUCGUUAAGAGCUGCUUCACAGUACACACUUGAUUGAGAUUACAUUACAUGGCAUGUUAAUUCUCAUAGCCAAAACCAACCAUGCCUUCCACCCGUCCCUGAAGAUUUUAAAAACAGAAAAAAUUGUUCCUUCUAUCACUUUUCUUUCGCUUUUU
Molecule: messenger RNA, 1595 nt
Organism: Arachis ipaensis
Lineage: Eukaryota; Viridiplantae; Streptophyta; Magnoliopsida; Fabales; Fabaceae
Product: calcineurin B-like protein 3
Biological process (GO): calcium-mediated signaling
Molecular function (GO): calcium ion binding; kinase binding
Source: RefSeq, a predicted model, not a curated record